AUGCAGGAGAUUGAGGACGGGGAAGACGACGGCAGCUUCAUGGCACAUGCCAUCCUCCACAACCACAACAUUGCUGUGAUGGAGCGAAAGCGGCAGCUCUACUGCGCGUGCUGUCGGGACUUUAUCUACCCUGAUGCAGCCGUAGAAGGCGGCAGUCGACGACGCAAGCGCCAGCUGCGGGGUGUUGCUACUCCUCACAAGCUGCUGCGACGAGGACUGGUGAACAUGGGGAACACGUGCUUCAUGAGCUCGGUGCUGCAGGCGUUGGCGCACAACCCCAUGCUGCAGCACUACUUUUUCGUGGCGAGGAGUCAUGACACGACCAUCUGCCAGCAGCAGAGACAGCGAAUGUUGCAAAAGAAGCACGAGCAACUCAAAGCGGAGAAGCAGAAAGAGCAGGGUGAAAACGACGAGGGUGACGAAGAUGGCGACAGACAGAACGACACCAAGCGCGGCCCAGAUCCUGCGAUCACGGUGUGUAACACGCUGACCGCGUCUCCCAUUGCACCACAAGGGAUACUGGAGGCGAUGUGGAGUGCGUUCCCGUCUUUCAUCGGUACGGCUCAGCAUGAUGCACAUGAGCUGUUGAUUGCGCUGCUGGGUGGACUGCACUCGCAUACGCACCCUCGCGUGUUCGUUCACGGCGGUGCCUCACCAAGAUUCACCCCACGUGGACACAGUGAGUGCGACUGUGCUGUGCACCAGCAUUUCUCUGGUGCAUUACGCUCUGAACUGGCGUGUGGGGGCUGUGGCUCAGCUUCACACAAGUUCGAUCCGUUCCUGGACUCACUUUUGCGUCAAUUCGCUGCCGAGGAGGAACUAAGCGGGGUGAAUCAAGUGUACUGCCCGCGGUGUUCGAAGUACCAGACCAACUACAAGAGCCUGAAUUUGCACACACUGCCCAAUGUGCUGGUGUUCCACAUUCGUCGUCUCGACUUCUACCGUCAGCAGAAGCUCACGCAGAUCGUUCAGUUUCCCCUGGUAGGCCUUAACAUGAGACCAUUUACCGAAAACGUCUAUGACCUCGUCGCCGUUGUGAAUCACCACGGGGAGUCGGUGAACGGCGGUCAUUACACGUCCUAUGUGCGAGACGAAGUUCCCAACGCUCGAGAUCCCAACUCCAAGCAGCAGCAGUGGAUUCUUUUUGACGACAUCGACCGUACAUACCUCCUCUACUACGUCCGUCGGAACCCGUUCAUCGCCGUUGCUGCAUGA
Phytophthora sojae is the source of this 1215-nucleotide messenger RNA. RefSeq lists its product as hypothetical. NCBI's taxonomy places the organism in Eukaryota, Oomycota, Peronosporomycetes, Peronosporales, Peronosporaceae. Gene Ontology annotation, molecular function: cysteine-type deubiquitinase activity. The coding region runs from base 1 to 1215 and encodes 404 amino acids. Gene Ontology annotation, biological process: protein deubiquitination. The transcript is spliced from 7 exons. The record is from RefSeq and is a predicted model, not a curated record.